Messenger RNA from Haliotis rufescens (red abalone), 2234 nucleotides. Its product is annotated as solute carrier family 13 member 5-like. Gene Ontology annotation, biological process: monoatomic anion transmembrane transport. The transcript is spliced from 14 exons. The record is from RefSeq and is a predicted model, not a curated record. The coding region runs from base 70 to 1815 and encodes 581 amino acids. Lineage: Eukaryota; Metazoa; Mollusca; Gastropoda; Lepetellida; Haliotidae. Gene Ontology annotation, molecular function: transmembrane transporter activity. Gene Ontology annotation, cellular component: membrane.
AUGCCUACACCAAGACUCACCCGACCAGUCGUCACACUGGCCGUCGGGAACGCCAUCUGAACGCCGACGAUGUCGCUGCGGAGAGUGUUGAAGGAGUUGUGGCUCACGAAGAAGACACUGAUCAUCCUCCUGACCCCAUUUGUGUUGUUGCCGCUCGGCCUGCAGGUUGAAAGUCGGGAGUCACGGUGUGCAUACGGUCUUGCCAUCAUGGCGGUGUACUGGAUCACGGAGAGCCUCCCCCUGAGUGUAACGGCGCUACUUCCGCUGGUCCUAUUUCCCACGUUGGGUGUACUUCCGGUCAAGACAGUCUGCAGGAACUACAUGAAAGACACUUCCUUGUUUGGACUGGGCUGCCUCUCGUUCGCAAUCGCAGUGGAAGAGUGGAACCUGCACAAGCGGAUCGCCCUCAAAACUCUACUCCUCAUGGGGUCAAAUCCAAAAUGGUUGAUGCUGGGCUUCAUGCUGCCCACGUGGUUCCUGUCCAUGUGGGUGAACAACACCUCGGCCACGGCGAUGAUGAUCCCCAUCCUGGACGCCGUCCUCAUCCAGCUCCGGGCGUCCACGGACACCCCAGACAACGAUGAAAGCACGACCUUGACCUUCAGCCAAGCCGACACAGCCAUGUCGGAAGGAGAACAGCGGGCAAGCCAGAAGCUACAGAAAAGCACAUAUAACGACGGACGAGAGAAGGACUCCCAAUCGUUCCGACGUCUCUGUAAGGGGAUGACGUUGUGUGUCGCCUACGCUGCCAACAUCGGCGGUACAGGGUCAUUGUCGGGAACUUCUCCGAACCUCAUCAUGAAGGGACAGGCUGACAUUUUGUUUGAGGAAUAUGGUUUGGAUUCGGGGGUGACGUUCACUUCGUGGAUGAUCUUCGCUCUUCCUGGCUCCGCCCUCUGUCUCAUUUGCGCAUGGCUUUGGCUUUCAUUUUUCUUCCUGGGAAAAAGAAACUGGUUCAGAUGGCGGUGUCGCAGCACAGAGACAGAGAGACAUGUACAGAGCACACUCAAACGACAGUACGAGGAGCUUGGACCUGUGUCAUUUGCAGAGAAGGGUGUUAUAGGUCAUUUUCUGCUCUUGGUACUUCUCUGGUUGUCAAGGAAACCACCAAUUGUGAAAGGAUGGGGCGCCUCUUUCCCGUAUGUCGGAGAUUCAGCAGCAGCCAUCCUUGUUUGUGUUUCCAUGUACUUCUUCCCUGCUCAAAGGCCACGGGUUUUUGGCUUACGUGGGAAGCAGGAGACCGUGCAGACAGUCCCGUCCCUGCUCAACUGGCCGACGGUGCAGAGGAAGUACCCCUGGGGGGUGCUGAUGCUGCUUGGUGGGGGAUUUGCACUGGCAGAUGCCUGUGAGAAAUCCGGCCUGUCCCGGUGGAUCGGGGGUGAGUUGACUGCUCUCAGCUCCCUGGAGCCAUGGCUGAUGAACCUCCUGCUCACCCUUCUCAUCGCCCUGUGUACCGAGAUCACCAGCAACGCAGCCACAGCCUCCCUUCUCGUGCCUAUCGUGGCCCAGCUGGCCAUGAACUUGUCCAUCAACCCGCUCUACCUCAUGUUUACCUGCGCCAUCUGCACGUCCUUCGCCUUCAUGCUGCCUGUGGCGACACCACCAAACGCCAUCGUCUUCUCCAACGGCUAUCUGGAGGUCAAGGACAUGAUCCAGGCCGGUGCGGUGAUGAAUAUACUGUGCGUGGCUAUCCUCAACGUGGGUGCAAACACGUGGGGCAAAGCCUACUUCAACCUCGGUGUCAUGCCCAUUGAAUUCUCCACAAACUUCACUGCUGCCGACGUUGUCAUCAACAAUGUUACGUUGACGAACUAGGUGAUGCUCAUCAUCAAAACAACCUGUAUUCUCAUCAAUCAGGAAACAACUGACACUUGACGAGAUAAAUGAAUGCUUUGCCUUCUUUAUGUACUACAUAUAUCAUAGCAAUAUUUGAGGAACACUAGUGAGUGAGUGUGUGAGUAUGGUUUUACGCCGCUUUUAGCAACAUUCCAGCAAUAUCACGGCGGGGGACACCAGAAAUGGGCACCCCAUUGUACCCAUGUCGGGAAUCGAACCCAGGUCUUCGGCGUGACGGGCGAAUGCUUUAACCACCAGGCUAUCCGACCGCCCCUGAAGAACAUUAAUGACGAGUAAAUAGUUCAAAAGUAUUGAAACAAGUGUGUAAAAGUUUCGUAUCCUCAACAUUCAAUGGUUAAAUUUUUACAUUGGUAUGGAAUAAAAGCAUCGUCGUGGAA